AUGGCCAGCAAUUCUGAAAAGGAGAAUUUGGGGAGUCAGUACAGAGUGCUCCUCCAUCUUGGCGAGGGUGGAUUUGGCACUGUGAAAUUGGCCUGGCACUUGAAAACCAACGCCCUGGUUGCCAUAAAAAUGGUACAGAUCACCAAGAAGAACAUCAGCAUUAUACUGUCAGAAAGAGCAAUUUUGGAGACACUAAACCAUCCUAACAUCAUCCGCCUCUUUCAGGUAAUAAUAACAUCAAGCCACAUUUACUUUGUAAUGGAGUAUGCUCCGGGAGGAAGCUUAUUUGAAUUAAUACAGGAGAAGGGCCCACUGCAGGAGGAAGAGGCAAAGACAAUAUUCGGGGAGAUAGUGGCAGCCACGAAGUACUGCCACAACCUUGGCAUUAUCCAUCGAGAUAUUAAACCCCAAAAUGUAUUGAUAGAUGCAGAGGGCACUGUGAAAUUGACAGACUUUGGGCUGUCCAUCAAGCGCAGACCUGGCAGCUUACUCAAACGGAAGUGUGGGACCAAGGAAUUUUAUGCACCAGAGCUGGUACUAGGGGAGCUAUACGAUGGCAGGAAGACAGAUGUGUGGAGUUUGGGAGUGCUACUGUAUUUUGUCACCACUGGGUACUACCCCUUCACGGGAAGCACCAGGAAACAGAUGGAGAAUAAGAUCAUCAUGGGGACCUAUAAAAUUCCAUCUAACUUCUCUGCACAACUUGAAAACCUAAUUCACCAGCUCUUCACAGUUUCCCCAGAGAUGAGGCCCUCUAUUGAAGACAUUGAGAGACAUCCAUGGAUAAGGAAGUGUGACAUAAACAUACCAACUGAUAAAUACCCAGAUUCCAACAUCAUACACAU
Molecule: messenger RNA, 845 nt
Organism: Grammomys surdaster
Lineage: Eukaryota; Metazoa; Chordata; Mammalia; Rodentia; Muridae
Product: putative sperm motility kinase W
Exons: 1
Biological process (GO): protein phosphorylation; intracellular signal transduction; negative regulation of apoptotic process
Cellular component (GO): cytoplasm
Molecular function (GO): protein serine/threonine kinase activity; ATP binding
Source: RefSeq, a predicted model, not a curated record